This is a messenger RNA of Cinara cedri, 2632 nucleotides long. The record is from the annotation of a GenBank genome assembly. Lineage: Eukaryota; Metazoa; Arthropoda; Insecta; Hemiptera; Aphididae.
AUGUUGACGGAAAUACUGUUCGGCAUGUUGUCGACGAUCAUCGUCACGUCGCUGUUCAUCUUUCUGGUCGAUCCCGCGGAGAGCCCAAUGUCAAACGAUCGCUUCGACAAUUCGACGCGUUGGGCCAGACUCCAGUCGUACAAGGACGACCAGCCGUUGACGGGAGCGAGCGACUUACCGCCGCUCGUGCCCAAGGAAACGAUAUUGGCAAUGAUCCAGAGGGGCGUUUACCGGGUGAACAUUGACGCCGUCCGCGCCAAAGCCAACGAUUGUAUUGGGAGCGGUCACGGUGGCACCGCCAGUGAAAGCGAUUCGGACGAACAUUUCGCGCGAAAAAUGAUCACCAGCGCGUGCAAAAGACUCGACGCCAACUGGCGAUACGCGUCGACGCUGGCCACCUUAUUGAACGGUGUGUGCGACCGAAUAAACGAACGUCUCGACGCGCAUCAAGUAGGUGAUUUUUUUUGUGAUUGUCUUACAUCCACGAAAAAUGAUAAGCUGUCCUAGGACAACGGGGACUGGUGCAGCCAAUGGUAUGGGUGAGAAGUUGGGAAGAUGAUAGAGGGUAAAUUUAAAUUAUAUCUGUACGCAUCGAUUAACUAUUGUUAUCGAAAAAACGAUUCUGAGUGGAGUCCGGUUGAUAAUGUUGCUAUAUAUAUAUAUAUAUGUAUCAUAUUAUAGUAAAAUAAUUACAUGUGUAUUAAUAUAUUUUCUUUAAUAAUAUUUGUUUAAUAUUCUACCCAUUAUCCCGUUUUUCUCAUAUUUUUCCCAGUUUUAUCCAUUUAUACGUUAACAGCUAAGAAAAUGAAAAAAAAGACCUCCCUAAAGUACUUCCUCAGUCAGAUUUUCUUUAUAGAAACAAUGCCAACAUUGUAAAUUGGAGGAAAAUUGCUGGUAGGAAAUUUGUACACAGAAAAAAUAUAUAAAAAUAAUAAACAAUUGUAAAACCAAUAUAUUCCUCGCUCCACUCAGAAUCUAAAACAAUUUGUUUUAUGUCGUAAGCACAGAGUACGAAAACCGUAUCGCAAACUAUUCGGAUUUUUUUCACCUGGUAUAUAAACGGCACACGCCGAGGCAGGGCCGGCUAGAAGGCGGUGCAAGCUGCGCAUUCACACAGAGCCUCGCGCUUUUAGAGCCCCCCAUCUAAUCGUAAUCAUGGGCGGAAAGAAAUUGCACGUGAUUAUAACAUUUAGGAAAACAGAAAUUAAAUUGAAUGAAGUAAGAAGAAUUAUAUUGUAAAGAUGUAUCUGCGUUUCCUGCACCGAGGGGCACUACUAUUCAAAGAGAUGGUCUGUUAAUAACCAGGGCUCGGAAGUAAUAGGACUAAAAAAGUUAAAUUUUAGCGUGUUAGUAUUUACUUAAAAUCACAAAAACAAGCGCUACAAACAGCUCCAAUAAUUGGAAAAUACAAUUUCCCGAAAUUAAAUCUGACAAUAAAGCAGUACAAUGAAACUGGGGCGAUUUUAAAAAUAAAUAAAUUCAUUAUUGGAACCGAACGUAAUUAUACGAUAAUAUGGGCGAUAACAACCGAAUACGAAUCUUUUUCCGAUGCAUUUAGCGUUACUGUUUAAAAAUCAAAGCAAAUAAUUAAAUUCGCCAAUUAUUGGCCCUAUAAAUCCUAAACAGUAAACAAUAUGUGAAACGUAGGGGAAAAGAAUUUCGCAUGCGAGUGAGCAUAUGCCAUCGGUGAGGUAUGAAACGAAAUUAAUUCUUGUUUAGAAUGUUCUAGAGGUGGCACCAAAAAUAAUAUGCAAAUGUAAUACAUCCGAACCCUGUUAAUAAUCAGUCCCCUCCCCUCAUACUCUCCAGAGACAGUCACACAACUUCAUUCGGCGUGUUUGCUGCGGAUAUUUAAAAAAUAAUAAUAUAAAUCGCGGGCUUAAAGCGAAAACUGCAUCAACUAAAAAUAAAAAAGCGGGCAACUUCGCACGUGUGUGCAGCGUGCAAUCACUGUUGUUAAGUGAUAAUUUGGGAAGGUAGUAGAGGGGAAAUGUAAUGUAUAUCUGUAAGCAACGAUAAACCAUUGCUAACGAAAAACGAUUUUGAGCGGAGUUCAGUUGACAGUGUUGCUUUGUCAACAAUAUAUAUAUGCCAUAUUGUGGUAAAAUAAUUAUGUAGUUUUAUAUUUUCUUGAAUAAUUUUUGUUUAAUAUUGUACCUAUUUUCCCGUUUUUCUUACGGUUUUCCCAUGAUUUUCCUGGUUUUUCUAAUUUGUUGAGAAAAUUCCCUCUACCAGAUUUCUAGUGGAAAAAUUGUCCAUAGAAUAAAAAAUAAACAUCUUUGUAAAACCAUGAGCUUCUUCACUCUACUCAGAAUCUAAAACCAAUUUAUUGAAAAAUUAAGUUUUAAUCUUUUCAAAUCGGUUUUUGUUCAAGGCGAACGUUUGCAAAUACAACAAACAUCUGACGACGAUCACACAAGCUCGCAUGUUGGUCGAGAAAGAGGUGCGUGAGACCAAAGUCGGUAAGCUCCAAACGAAAACCGCAACAAAUGAGCAGUCAGGUUACCAAGCAAACCUUGAAUUGAAAUCUCAAAAAUCGACUGUGGACUGUACAACCGUCACAGAAAACAUGGACGAUUUACUUUCUGUUUACGAACAGUAUGUGGACAGCAAGGAUAUACUCAAAAAUUGA